GACAGUACUUUUUUUUCCAAAAAGCUGUUCCAUAUAUUUGUUCAAGAAGCAACAUAAUAAUCUUAGACGGUAAUAAUCUUCUAAACUACUUGUCUCUGCACCUCCCAAUUUCUACUAAUACGGACUUUCAGUUUAUAUAUGUACCACGUACCGUACUUUUUUUUUUUGAUUGUUUGAUAUUAAUUAUCGACAUUUCUAAAUUACUUUACUAUAUAAGGCUAUCUUUCAUGUCAUAUGUGUUAAAAUUUACACAACUUGCUCCUUUAUAUUCUAUUUUGCCUCCACACAGAUACUGACAAAUACUUCAUCUCCACUACUAUCUUCCUGCCAUUGUCAUCUGUUUUUAACAUCACUAAUCCUCACGAUACAUUGACUCUUGGUUAAAACAUAGAUUUUGAUUUUUAGACUAACUUGAGCCCUCGGAAUUGAUUUUUUUUUCACCUCUUUCUGUUUCCAACAUUCUGUUCAAUCCACUUGCUAUACGUCACUUUCUUAUUAUGCCACAAAAUAAAAUGAAGACCCCUGCUUCUAGGCGUUCAGCCAAACGUAGGAGAACGACACAAUUUAACACCACUACUGACACGACUUCCAACAGUUUCAACGAGACGAGCCACUCCGUUCAUCCGGAAGCAGACAAGCGUUUACCAGUUGUCUCCAUUCCAGACAUGUUGAAAACUCUGAUGGUAAACAGUGAUGAUAAUCGCAACUGCAACCAUAUGGAUGCUAUAAAAAAGUUGCAAGUGGACAUGAACAUUCUCAAUCCGCUUAAAUAUCUCAUCAACCCCAACCUCACAGAGAUUCCAGAUCAAAUGAAUGACAUAAAUAUUUUCCUAGAUCGUGUUGCAUCAGAGGUAUUUGAAAGAAUAAGACGAUCUAGUAAUGCAAUUGUGUUUAAUAUACCGGAUACACAUGCCCUUAAAAAGAUCAAAUCUAGUCUGCUUAGAGCCAGCAAUAUGACACACGUACCAUGUGUAUGCACAAGAUUAAAACGAAGUCAUCCUGGUAUGCACUCACCGAUCUUGUUCAAAUUCAACUCAUCUGUAGACGCCAGUGAAUUUUUAAAUUCCUCCAAUUCAUUGAGACAAAAACAGAUUUUCAAGGAUAUUAAGACUCUUCCGGAUAAAACACCAUGCCAGCGAAAAGCAGGAAGAGAUAACUACAGACCACCAGCGUCAAACUCUCAAACGCAUCAUAAUCCUAAUGAUCGUAAAGUUAAGUCCGAUUCUAAGAGGACGUCUAGCUUAACAAUUUUGCCGCCACCGAAAAACUCUUCUGAAUCUCCUAAAGUUCAAAACCGAGAAAAAAGUAAUCCCGAUGUAGGUGGUGUCCAUCCUUCUAAGAAUGUUGAUUUAGAUUUAACCCGAAGUAGUUGUGCUGAUGAAGAAUGGGAUAACACAGUCCAAACCCCUGUUAGUGCAACACCCAGUUACAGUAACUGUGCAACGGAUAACAGGAAAACUAAUCAUAACAUUCAUAUAACUGACCACGAACUUAACGUUGAUAUAUUCGAACCUCCCAAACCAUCGCAAGUAUGUUUAACAGUACAUAAUCCUCUCCAACAUAUGAAGAAGCCGAAAUCAAUCACAAACCUUGGAAAUAAACGUCUUAAACACGUUACCCAUACGUCAGGUAUAAAUAGUUAUCUGAAUUGUAAUUGGCCACUUGGUCAAAACCAUAGACCUGAUAGUCUUCUCGGUCCGGCUCCCAAUAUGUACACUAUGCCCUUAUCAGAUGUUAUAUCCAAUAGCAGUGAGAAAACUUUUUUUGUAAUUCCGCCGGCUUUCCUGCCGGCAACGGUAAAUAUAUUUCACAUGAUGACAAAGUGGUUGAAUCUAUUUCCCCUCGCAACACAACUCUUACCUUAGCUAAUCCUAUGAGUAUUAAUGGAACUACCAAUUGCGAUUUAUACUCUAACCUGCUUCACUAUGAUGACUCUGAGUUUCUUAUUCUUUAUUUCAAUGCCCGCUCUCUGUCUAAUAAAAUCAUUCAUCUUAAAACUCUUUUAUUCCUUGUAAAUCCAACCAUUGUACUUAUUACGGAAACGUGGUGUAAUUCAUCUAUAUCCGAUCAUUCCUUGAAUGUAGAUAACUACGUUUUCUUUAGAACCGAUAGAUGUUAUGGAAUAGGAGGCGGUACAAUUAUCUAUGUCCGUUCAGACAUUCAAGCGUGCAAAUUUGAGGAUAAAUCCUUUGAUGCUAUAGAAGACUCCACUUGGGUUACUGUAAACUGUGGAUCCCAAAAUUAUUUACUGGUGGGAUGCAUAUAUGGACCACCUCAUGCGGAUACUAAGUUUGACAGAUUACUAACAAACAUAUUUUCC
Molecule: messenger RNA, 2320 nt
Organism: Schistosoma margrebowiei
Lineage: Eukaryota; Metazoa; Platyhelminthes; Trematoda; Strigeidida; Schistosomatidae
Source: the annotation of a GenBank genome assembly